Messenger RNA from Penicillium malachiteum, 1692 nucleotides. RefSeq names its product chaperonin-containing T-complex subunit CCT7. NCBI's taxonomy places the organism in Eukaryota, Fungi, Ascomycota, Eurotiomycetes, Eurotiales, Aspergillaceae. The record is from RefSeq and is a predicted model, not a curated record. The coding region runs from base 1 to 1692 and encodes 563 amino acids. The transcript has 6 exons. Gene Ontology annotation, molecular function: ATP-dependent protein folding chaperone; ATP binding; ATP hydrolysis activity. Gene Ontology annotation, cellular component: chaperonin-containing T-complex. Gene Ontology annotation, biological process: protein folding.
AUGGCCUUCGCCGGCCAAACCCCCACCAUUGUCGUGCUGAAGGAGGGCACCGACGCUUCUCAGGGCAAGGGUCAGAUUAUCUCCAACAUCAAUGCAUGUGUUGCCGUACAGUCGACCGUUAAGAGCACCUUGGGCCCCUAUGGAGGUGACCUCCUGCUUGUGGACAGCAAUGGAAAGACAACAAUUACAAACGAUGGAGCGACAGUGAUGAAGCUUCUGGAUAUUGUGCACCCCGCCGCCCGCAUCCUCACUGAUAUCGCCCGAUCCCAAGAUGCCGAAGUCGGUGACGGAACUACCUCGGUCGUCGUUAUCGCCGGUGAGAUUCUGAAGGAGGUUCGGGAUUUGGUUGAGCAGGGCGUUAGCUCGCAGACUAUCAUUAAGGGUCUGCGGAGAGCCAGUGGUAUGGCGGUCAACAAGAUCAAGGAGAUCGCCGUGGAGAUGAUCAACUCUGCUGAGAGCGAGGAGAAGAAGAUUGAGACCCUCCGACGACUAGCCGGUACAGCCAUGAACAGCAAGCUCAUCAAGCGGAAUCAGGAGUUUUUCACAAAGAUGGUUGUCGAUGCGGUGCUUACCCUGGACCAGGACGACCUGAACGAAAAGUUGAUCGGUAUCAAGAAGAUUACUGGUGGUGGUCUCCAGGAGUCCCUUUUCGUGAACGGUGUCGCUUUCAAGAAGACCUUCUCCUACGCCGGUUUCGAGCAGCAGCCCAAGUUCUUUAAGGAUCCCAAGAUUGUGUGUCUCAAUGUCGAGCUGGAGUUGAAGAGUGAGAAGGAUAAUGCGGAGGUUCGCGUUGAGCAAGUCUCCGAGUACCAGGCUAUUGUCGAUGCCGAAUGGCAGAUUAUCUACAACAAGCUUGACGCCAUCUACAAGACCGGUGCCAAGGUUGUUCUUAGCAAGCUUCCUAUUGGUGAUCUUGCUACCCAGUACUUUGCGGACCGUGACAUCUUCUGUGCUGGUCGUGUCGCUUCCGACGACAUGGACCGUGUGUGCCAGGCUACCGGAGCCGCUACCCAGUCGACUUGCAGCGACAUCCAGGACCGCCACCUCGGUACCUGUGGUGCCUUUGAGGAACGCCAGAUCGGUGGAGAGCGUUUCAACUUGUUCUCGGAGUGCCCUGCUGCUAAGACCUGCACCUUGGUGCUGCGUGGUGGUGCUGAGCAAUUUAUUGCGGAGGUUGAGCGCAGUCUGCACGACGCUAUUAUGAUUGUCAAGCGCGCUCUGCGCAACACCACCAUCGUUGCUGGUGGAGGUGCUACUGAGAUGGAGCUGUCAGGUUACCUGCACGGCUUUGCUGACCGUAAUGUUCCUCACAAGCAGCAGGCUGUUGUCAAGGCCUUCGCCAAGGCCCUGGAGGUGAUUCCCCGCCAGCUUUGCGAUAACGCUGGUUUCGACGCCACCGACAUCCUGAACCGUCUUCGCGUGGAGCACCGCAAGGGCAACGUGUGGGCCGGUGUGGACUUUGACAACGAGGGUAUUAGAGACAACAUGGUUGCUUUUGUUUGGGAGCCUAGCUUGGUCAAGGUCAAUGCUAUCCAGGCUGCUGUGGAAGCGGCCUGCUUGAUUUUGAGUGUGGAUGAGACGAUCAAGAACGAGGAGUCUGCUCAGCCUGGAGCCCCAAGUCGUGGCCUUCCCCCCGGUGCCGCCCAGCGGGCUCUUCGCGGCCGUGGCCGUGGAAUGCCCCGUCGCGGGUAA